AUGAGCGACCUUGACAGAGCCAUCGCGCAACUGCGCGCGUGCCGACCUAUACCAGAGUCCCAAGUGCGCGAACUGUGCUACAAGGCGCGCGAGAUCCUGAUAGAAGAGGGCAACGUCGUGUCGGUGCAUGCCCCGGUGACGAUAUGCGGCGACAUCCACGGCCAGUUUCAUGACUUGAUGGAACUGUUUCGCGUGGGCGGCGACGUCCCAGACACAAACUAUCUAUUUAUGGGGGAUUUUGUCGAUCGCGGCUUCUACUCGCUCGAAUCAUUCCUCCUGCUUCUCUGCCUGAAAGUCCGAUAUCCCGACCGGAUCACUCUGAUCCGCGGGAACCACGAGUCGAGACAGAUCACCACCGUGUACGGCUUCUACGACGAAUGCAUCCGAAAAUACGGCAGCGCCAAUGUGUGGCGAUACUGCUGCGAGGUCUUUGACUAUCUCGCCCUGGGGGCGUUGGUCUUGGGCGCAACCACAGACGUACCACCCCCGAACAACUCCUACAACGACAACAACACACAGUCGACACUCCCGCCGGACGACGAAGACGUCGAAUCCGAAGUGCUCAACGCUAACGGCGAGAUAUUGAGCAAGACUCUCCGACGCCAGUUCGCCGGCAUGUCACUCAGUUCGCAGAACUCCAACGGCUCGCGGAUAUCUCCUGCCCCAGACGUCGAUGUCCCCUCACCGCCCGAACAUCCUGCAUCGAGUCUACCUUCUCAGGCUUCACCAUCUCCACCAUCUCUCUUCACACCCCCGACCUCGACCACAGGAGCUGUUCUCUGCGUCCAUGGCGGUCUCUCCCCACUGAUCGAGACGGUAGACAAAAUCCGGCUGAUUGAUCGCAAACAAGAAGUCCCUCACGAAGGCGCCAUGUGCGACCUGCUCUGGUCUGAUCCCGACGAGAUCGAAGGUUGGGGUCUGUCUCCCCGAGGAGCCGGCUUCUUGUUUGGAGCCGACAUCGUCCGCCACUUCAACCACAACAACGACCUGUCGCUGGUCGCCCGCGCCCACCAGCUGGUCAUGGAAGGCUACAAGGAAAUGUUCGACAAGACCAUUGUCACCGUCUGGUCCGCCCCCAACUAUUGCUACCGCUGCGGCAACGUCGCUGCGAUCCUGGAGCUGGGCGAAGAUGGGAGUCAUGGCGGCUGUAUCGCCCGAGCCAACGGCGACCAGGGCCGUCGGGAACCUGUCGGCGGAGAUGGCUCUGGAGGCGGCAGCGGCGUUCUUUGGAAUCUGGCCACCCCGGGGCGUCGGUAUAGAGUCUUUGAGGCCGCCCCUCAGGGCACGAGGGGCAUGCCGGCCAAAAAGCCUGUCGGGGAGUACUUCUUGUAA
Capronia coronata CBS 617.96 is the source of this 1332-nucleotide messenger RNA. Its product is annotated as protein phosphatase. Gene Ontology annotation, molecular function: protein serine/threonine phosphatase activity. The coding region runs from base 1 to 1332 and encodes 443 amino acids. The transcript has 2 exons. Gene Ontology annotation, cellular component: cytoplasm; nucleus. NCBI's taxonomy places the organism in Eukaryota, Fungi, Ascomycota, Eurotiomycetes, Chaetothyriales, Herpotrichiellaceae. Gene Ontology annotation, biological process: double-strand break repair via homologous recombination; peptidyl-serine dephosphorylation. The record is from RefSeq and is a predicted model, not a curated record.